CAACUUUAUUAGGACGAAUACAUCCACUCAUCCAAAAUCUUGAAAUCACUUUCAUUACCUCGCCAACUAGAAAGAAGACUACACCUGGUCGCUGCUUCAUAGAUCGUAAACAGUAGUUCCGUUGAAGGAUGCCGCAGCCUUUCAUACGCCCCUACGACCCCUCCCGCGACCUUGACGCAUGCAUCCACAUUUUCUAUGCCACUCUCGAUCCAGCCGUCGACUUUGAGCCGGCCCGCACAAUAGGGUCUUUCCUGUGGUGUCGGGCGUACCUGCUCCUCUCACCAGAGACGUGUUUCGUGCUCGAUGAUGGUACCAUUGAGGGCCGAGCAGUGGGAUAUAUCAUCGGCACCGCGGACACGAAUGUUUUCGCGACAAAGUGGAAAAACAGCUUCCUUCCGAACCUGGGGCUCGACCCCGAAGACAUCUCGAGAGAAAAUGGCAAAGAACCGGCGAGCUCCAGUGCUGAGCUGACGGCGAAAUUGUCAGAGGAGGAGAAGGAAACCGUGAGGAGCCUGCAGAAAACACUGCAAGAUGCAGAAUGCAGCAUGAUCCAGCCAUUCCCCGCCUUGUUAUCCCAGUUCCCGGCACACCUGCACAUCGACGUCUUGCCCGCCUACCAAAAUCAAGGGUGGGGUCCAAAGCUCAUGGGCACAUUUCUCGAGGAGGUUAAAAGGUUAGGCGCAAGAGGGGUUCAUCUUGGUAUGGUAAGGGGUAAUCAUAGAGCUAAGAAGUUCUACGAGAGACUAGGUUGGAGAUUGUGCGAGGAGGUGUUGGAUAGGGGCAAGAGUGGCGAGGUAGGAAGAAAGGAUGAAGCGAUUUGUUUACUUAGAGCCUUAUAAGAGUAGGAUAGAUAAUGUAAUAGAUUCUAG
Westerdykella ornata is the source of this 869-nucleotide messenger RNA. RefSeq names its product GCN5-related N-acetyltransferas-like protein. Bases 129 to 839 code for a protein of 236 amino acids. The transcript has 2 exons. Gene Ontology annotation, molecular function: acyltransferase activity, transferring groups other than amino-acyl groups. NCBI's taxonomy places the organism in Eukaryota, Fungi, Ascomycota, Dothideomycetes, Pleosporales, Sporormiaceae. The record is from RefSeq and is a predicted model, not a curated record.